AAACAUCUUACCAGCUGUCAGUGCAGUGCAAAAGGGAUUCUAUUUUGCUUUUAGGGCAAAACUUUCUUACUCAUUGUUUUACGUGCACUCCGGAUUGACUCCCACCGCCCAUUCGGUUCCAGGAAAGCCUUUUGCUUUGUGUGUGUGUGUGCCAACGGUGUCCGAUAGGAUAAAAAAAAGCAAAACAGGCAACUCGCCCUAUCAGAUGACCAUAGGAGUUGGCCACUGUAAAACGGAGGACGAUGGUUGAUUCGCACGAUCCGGAGUCGGCAGAGUCCUGCAGCCUGACCGAGGACGAUGUGGAACCGAAGCUGAAGUACGUUCGCCUCUCGAACGACAUCAAGAACAUACUCAGCGAGGAAGCGAUCAGUUGCAUUGCGGUACAUCCGCGGUUUCUCUGCCUAGGAACACACUGGGGCCGGAUACAUAUGCUGGACCAUCAGGGCAACUGUGUGCACACGGUCAUCAACCGGAAGGAGAAUGCACACAUCCUGUCCGUGAACCGCAUUUCCGUCGACAGUCGGGGCGAACAGAUCGCGACCUGCUCGGACGAUGGGAAGGUUAUCAUUAGCGGUUUGUACACGGACGAAAACAAUCAGGUGCUUUCGACGGGCAAAAUUAUCAAGGCGGUCGAGCUGGACCCGAACCACAAUCGGUCCGGAUCGGGCAAAAGAUUCAUCAUAGGCGAUAACAAAUUGGUAAUGUACGAGAAAACGUUCCUGAAGGGCUUAAAGUCAACCAUCCUGAGCGACUCGGAGGGUCAGGUGACGGCGAUCAAAUGGAACGGACAGUUUGUCGCGUGGGCUAGCUCGCUUGGCAUUCACGUGUACGAUCUGAACGAAAAAUGCUCACUAGGAUUCAUCCAAUGGGAAGAGCCGAAAGAAGGAAAACUAACCGACUACCGAUGCAAUCUAAACUGGUCCAACGCAACGACGCUGCUGAUCGGAUGGGUCGACACGGUGCGAAUAUGUGUGAUACGAAAGCGAAACGCCGUCGAAGUGUCCACCAGAAACCUUCCCGUGCACAUCGUCGAUCCGAUGUCCACAUUCCAGACGGACUUUUUCAUCUGUGGCAUCGCGCCGCUGGAAACGAACCAGCUGGUCGUGCUGGGUUAUGCGAAGGAGCGCGACUCCGAAACGAACAAAGCCCUGCGGCCGAUCCUGUGCGUGCUGCAGUACAAUGCGAGUGAUUACAUUGAAAUUUGCACCGACAGCUUAUCGAUGCGAGGCUACGAGGAGUACAAGUGUGACGACUAUCAUCUGGACUGUCUGAUCGACGAAAACCAGUAUUUUAUCGUGUCGCCAAAGGAUGUCGUGGUGGCCAACCUGUACGAAACGGACGAUCGUGUCCAGUGGUUGAUAGAGCACGGCAAAUUCGAACAAGCGAUGGAUGUGAUAGCAACGCACGGUGGCAAAUACUCGCUAAUUACCGUCGCCCGGCUCUACCUGGACCAUCUGCUUUCCCUGCAGCACUUUGACGAGGCGGCCCGGCUCUGCCAGCGCGUGUUCGGCACCGACAAGCAGCUGUGGGAGGAGGAGGUGUACAAGUUCGUGAAGGUGAAGCAACUGCGCUCCGUCAGCAGCUACAUUCCCAUCACGGACGCGUGCAAGCUGAACCCGCACGUGUACGAGAUGGUGCUGUACGAGUAUCUGCAGCUCGAUCCGAGCGGGUUCCUGCAGCUGGUAAAGGAUUGGCCGCCGCGCCUGUACAACACGAAAGCGGUAAUCAACGCCGUGAACGACCAUUUCAACAAGAAGGAUGCAAACAUUCUGCUCGAAGCGCUGGCGAUACUGUACACGCACGAGAAGGAGUUUGACCGUGCACUGACCAUGUAUCUGAAAUUGCAGCACAAGGACGUGUUCGAGCUGAUCACCACGUACGAGCUGUACGGUAUGGUGAAGGAUUGCAUCGUGCAGCUGAUCGAGCUGGACAGUGAGCGGGCGAUCGCGAUGCUGCUGAAGGACAAAAUCCCGGCCGAGGAUGUGGUGCGCGAGCUGGAACACUGCGAGCAGUACCUGUACCGCUACCUGGACGCGUACGACAAGGUAACCAGCAACGAAAAGUUCCACUGGCGGCUGGUGAACCUGUACGCGCGGUACGAGCCGGAAAAGCUGCUCUCGUUUCUGAAGCGCUCGAACAGCUACCCCAUCCAGGAGGCGUACGACAUCUGCCAGGGGCUCAAGUUUUACCCGGAGAUGGUGUAUCUGCUCGACAAGAUGGGCAGCACGCGGGAGGCCCUGAACAUCAUCAUGCACAACCUGCAGGACGUGCCGAUGGCGAUCGACUUUUGCAAAGAGCACGACGACAUGGACCUGUGGAACGAUCUGAUCAACGAGUCGGUCGACAAGCCGCACGUGAUGACGAAGCUGCUGAACAGUAUUGCCGGGUUUAUCAAUCCGGAGCUGCUGGUGGACAAGAUCAAGCCCGGCCAGGACAUCGAGGGGCUGAAGGAGUCGAUCAUCAAGAUGCUGUGCGGGUACAGCCUGCAGGUGUCGAUACAGGAGGGCUGCAACCAGAUACUGGGCGCGGACUACUUCGACAUGCACGAGCGGUUGGUGCGGGUGCAGCAGGGUGCGCUGUGCGUGACGCCCGACCACGUGUGUGGCGUGUGCCGGCGGGAUAUUAUCGUGAAGGAUAACAUGAAAACGGACAUCGUGAUGUUUAACUGUAGGCACUACUUCCACGAGCCCUGCCUGCUGGACAAAUACAAUCUGGACAUUUGCAUAGUUUGUAACACGAAAAAGCUAGGAAGCACCGGGACAUUUUAGGGGAUCUGGUUUUUGUUUUUGGGGGGGAAUUUCGUGUCUGCAUGCGCGAGUGUAUGAUUUAUGUGCCUACUAGCGAGGAGGGAACAAUUGGAGCAGAAAGUUUGCAAACGACACAUUAUCACAGUUUCCAACAGGGUGUUUUCCACUUUACAUUGUACUCGAAUUUUAUCUUUUGUUCUCCACCGCUUUUUUCCCAUUUCGCUCAAAUUAUAGGGCCUUGGAAAAUUUGUUUUGUUUUUAUGAUUUAUGUUCGAAACCAAAAAAGAAAAAGAAAAGAGAAGCAUGAUGUGUACAGAAUAAUUUCAAACCUUAGUAUAAUCAUUAAUUCCAACAUAUUGUCGCUAUCGUACUGCUGCUAAACAAAAAAAAAAUGGGGGGAUGAACGGUGUGCCAGAAUGUAAUACAAAUUUGCAAAAGCACCAUAAAGACGAAAAAGCUAUAUAACAAAA
Molecule: messenger RNA, 3217 nt
Organism: Anopheles gambiae (African malaria mosquito)
Lineage: Eukaryota; Metazoa; Arthropoda; Insecta; Diptera; Culicidae
Gene: lt
Product: vacuolar protein sorting-associated protein 41 homolog
Exons: 10
Coding region: 243-2768 (841 amino acids)
Biological process (GO): macroautophagy; cellular response to starvation; protein targeting to vacuole
Cellular component (GO): HOPS complex; late endosome
Molecular function (GO): protein binding
Source: RefSeq, a predicted model, not a curated record